AUGGCUUUGCGGAAGACCGAAGCUUCUGAAGAAUCUCCUGAACUUGUCCUUGGGCGAGAAGUUUGGGAAGUGCAGACCGGCGAUGACAAGACCGCCAUUUUCAAUAUAUGCUUUGAUUUUGGCGAGCACUUCUCGGGCCUGUUGAUUGGAGUGGCUAAGGCCUUCAUCCGUUAUGAUUAUUGCACUGAAGGUCGUCUCGGCAAUGGUUCUGAGCGCGGCGGACGCGGUCUUCACGCGCCUGAGGGUGGCCACUUCCAGAAUCCUGUCCAAGAAGCUGGCAUAGAUUUCGUCGAGGUAGUCGCGAUAGGCGAGAGAGAAGAAGAAUCUGGGGUCUCUCGUUUGAGGCCAUGGUCAGAAUAA
This is a messenger RNA of Aspergillus niger, 360 nucleotides long. RefSeq lists its product as hypothetical. The record is from RefSeq and is a predicted model, not a curated record. The transcript is spliced from 2 exons. Lineage: Eukaryota; Fungi; Ascomycota; Eurotiomycetes; Eurotiales; Aspergillaceae. The coding region runs from base 1 to 360 and encodes 119 amino acids.